AUGGCGAAAUCACCAGCCUUGAUCGCUAUUUACGUCGCUCUCCUGGCCGUACCGUUGGGGUACCUCUACAAUACCUACUACCCAGUGGUGCAGCGGACCAUCACCGUCUUUGGCAUCUACAGAUCACCGAGCGCCGUCAGCGUGGCCAGCGCCGAGGACCUGGUGUUGAUUGACGGGACCAUUCACUGCGAGGAUAUUCACUACUAUGCCCCAUCCCACGAGCUGUACAUGGCCUGCGAAGACUCGCCCGUCACGAGAUUCUCGUGGUUUCCACCGCUGGCCGAGUUCAAUGCCUCUGUCCUGUCGCAAUCGCAAGGAACCUUGGUUGUUAUCGACCCGGAUACCAAGAAGGCUAGAAAGUUGAAGCUGGACAAUUUCUACGGACCGUUCGUCACUCACGGAAUUGAUGUUAUAGCUGACCCCAAAGCUGGGGCCAAAAAGGCCGUCUACAUAUUUGCCGUCAAUCAUCUUCCCAACCCCGACUUCUGGGAUGAGUCGUUCGUGCCGAGGACGACGACAACUGCCAGCAGCAGCAGCCAGCCAGCCAAGACGCGCUCACAAAUUGAGAUUUUCCGCCAUGAGAUCGGGUCGGCAACGGCCCGCCACAUUCGCUCGGUGCGAGAUCCGCUCAUUAGAACCCCCAACGACAUCCUUGCUCUUAGCCCGCAGAGAUUCCUGGUCACCAAUGAUCAUCACUAUCGGGAGGGCUUCAUGCGAGAGGUUGAGGAUAUCAACCCCUUUGCCGCAUGGACCGAAACCGUUCAAGUUGACCUGUCGGAUCUCCUCGCAGCCUCGGCAGACCAAGGCAUCAAGACGUCCGUGGUAGUCGAGGGUAUACACAACAAUAACGGUCUCGGUCGUGGCCGUACCGACACGGAGUUGUUGAUAGCGAGUGCAGCAGGCGGAUCGCUUCACUUUGUCGAGCCAUCUCCUGCCCAGGCCGACCACAGCUUUCAGAUCGUCGACAAGCUCCUCCUUGAUUCCACCAUCGACAACCCAAGCUACUUCAAGGAUCCCUACGCCAGCGCCACCUUUGACGGCAGUGGAUACGUCCUGGCUGGACUCAGCCGCGCCAUUGAUCUUGCCAAGACCCAUGCCGACCCGCAAGCAAAGGAGCCUGUCAUUGUCUGGUACGUCAAGAAGGUGGAUGAUGCUUGGGAGAAGCGCAUCAUCUUUGAAGACGACGGAUCUACGCUUCGAAGCGCAAGUGCAGCCGUCCUCAUCGCCAUAGAUCCGGCCAAGGAAGGCGGUAAGCGGCGAGCGUGGUUAUACGUGACGGGAUUCAUCUCGUCAAACGUCGUUGCCGUCAAGAUCGACUUGUAA
Pestalotiopsis fici W106-1 is the source of this 1323-nucleotide messenger RNA. RefSeq lists its product as uncharacterized. The record is from RefSeq and is a predicted model, not a curated record. Lineage: Eukaryota; Fungi; Ascomycota; Sordariomycetes; Amphisphaeriales; Sporocadaceae. Bases 1 to 1323 code for a protein of 440 amino acids. The transcript has 2 exons.